CAGUUCGAAAGCCUCCCUCCCUCCCCGUUCUCCCUUCCUUGCCUAGGCGGCAACGCAACACCCCCCCGUGCUUUAUUAUAACCCAGCGGCCCCUCCCGCAUGAGGCAACCGAGACGGGACGAGUCCAGCAGCCGGCCACCAGCCCAUCCGAACCCUGCUGCCCCCCUCUCCGGGUUCGCGUGAGGCUGUGUGCUGCUGGGAGGAGGGAGGGGGAAGCGGCGGCGGGGCGCCAUGGAGGCCGAGAAGAAGGCGCCGGCGGUGUCAGACGUGGGCGCGUGGGCGAUGAACGUCGUCAGCUCCGUCAGCCUCAUCAUGGCCAACAAGCAGCUCAUGUCCUCCUCCGGCUACGCCUUCGCCUUCGCCACCACGCUGACCGGGUUCCACUUCACGGUCACGGCGCUCGUCGGGUGGAUCUCCAACGCCACCGGCUACUCCGUCUCCAAGCACGUCCCGCUCUGGGAGCUCGUCUGGUUCUCUCUCGUCGCCAACACCUCCAUCACCGGGAUGAACCUCAGCCUCAUGCUCAACUCCGUCGGCUUCUACCAGAUCUCCAAACUGAGCAUGAUUCCGGUGGUCUGCCUCAUGGAAUGGGUGCUGAACAGCAAGCACUACACCACCAAGGUCAUCUCGGCGGUGGUUGUCGUGGCCGCCGGUGUCGGGAUUUGCACCGUCACGGAUGUCGAGGUCAAUGCCAAGGGGUUCAUCUGCGCUUGCGUGGCAGUGUUCUGCACGUCGCUUCAACAGAUUACAAUUGGUUCCUUUCAAAAGAAGUACAACAUUGGGUCAUUUGAGCUGCUGAGCAAAACUGCACCAAUCCAGGCAAUUUCACUCAUUAUACUGGGCCCCUUUGUGGACUACUAUCUAAAUGGACGGUCAUUGUUGAACUACCCUUUUUCGGGAGGGGCAACUUUCUUCAUCUUGCUUUCCUGCUCCCUGGCCGUCUUCUGCAACAUGAGCCAAUACCUCUGCAUCGGCCGGUUCUCAGCGACCUCGUUUCAGGUCCUGGGCCACAUGAAGACCGUGUGUGUGCUGAUCCUCGGCUGGAUCCUGUUUGACUCGGCCCUCACCGUGAAGAACAUCCUCGGGAUGCUGCUCGCCGUGAUGGGCAUGGUGGUCUACAGCUGGGCCAUGGAAGCGGAGAAGAAGGUGGCAGCCCCUGUCCCCCGGAUCAAGAGCGAAAUGCUCGACGGGGAGGACGUACCCCUCAAGGCCAGGGUGAGCGGCGUGCCCGCGGUCGACCUCGAGGACGGCGAGAUGAAGAGCUAGCUGCCGCCGCCGCCGCUGAUUCGUUCAUUCUUCUUGUUCUUUUGUAACUGUGCGCGCGCGAUCGCUCGAUCCAAAGUUGCUUGUCCGUCAGCUCUCAGCUAUCGACACUACACUGUUAAUUUUGGCCCCUUGUUGGGGAGAGUCCAGUUCCUAGGUGACGACGACCACCCCCAGUUCGGCGUAGAUCAAACACACACUAGCAGAAUGCAGAUUUUUAGGAUUUUUUCAGGCGGCGGGGUGGAUCCAUUCAUUGUCAUGUUGACAAGACUCAUAAUAGAAAUACAGGUAACAUAUGU
This is a messenger RNA of Zea mays, 1562 nucleotides long. RefSeq names its product integral membrane protein like protein. Lineage: Eukaryota; Viridiplantae; Streptophyta; Magnoliopsida; Poales; Poaceae. Bases 232 to 1266 code for a protein of 344 amino acids. The record is from RefSeq and is marked validated. The transcript has 5 exons.